AUGAGGAUCAGACAGGGUUUGUACCUCCUGUUGAUUCUGAAUGUGGCACCUUUCAAUGGCUGGUUGUGGAAUAGUCCAGCUGUGACAGAAGCUCUAGAAGUGAUUGAAGAAUAUUCUGGCAGUGACGAAACCAGUAAGGACAACAACAUUUCUGCCAGCAACAUCCAGGAUUUUGUUCAGAACUGGGACCAGAACCUAGCUGUGAAUUGGAAUAAAGCUGGCACAGCGAGGACACCAGGCAUCUCUGAGAAGCUUGGCCAUUUCAAAACGGGUAAUGAUAAGUCUUUAUCUGAGGGAGUAGAACAUGAAAUAGAUAUCAAAGGUUCCAGUGCCAGUGAGUCAGGGUCUGGGCACACUUUGAAUUUGGCUCAGAAAGGCAAAGCAACAGCAACCGCCCUUACAGGGACGUGGGUCACUGAGAGUAGAAUUAGCACAAUUAGCACCCCUGCUAAACUUAAGGAUUCCAGUAACUGCUUACCAAGAGGUUCUGACUGGCCUUUCUGUUUAUCUCGGGGUGCAGUCACAUUUUCUGUACCUAAUUUUUUUAACCACACCCGGGCAGAGGAUGUGGGUGCUGUAUUGAAUGAAUGGGGUUGGCUCCUGCGUUCAGGCUGCCAUCAUGGUUUGGAAUGGUUUUUUUGCGUACUGUUGGCACCAAAAUGCCAACAGCCCUUUGAAAAACCUGGGAUAGCCCUGCUGCCCUGCAGGACUUUUUGUGAGGUGCUGCUGGACAGCUGCUGGACAGUCCUACAGGAGAGGGGCCUGCCUGUGGCCUGUCACACUCUCCCCGAGGGUUCAGAUCCCAGUGAGCCAUGCUUUACCAUUAGUAACCACAAAGAAGAAAAUGGAAUUUCCUUGCUACAACUUGUUGAAAACCUACCUGAAGAGAUCACCCGGGUGCCCGGACCAAAUGGUAAAACUGGAUACCUUUUUAAUAAGGAAACCAACAUGGAACAGAUGGCACGUGCCCACUUACCCAGAACCUUUUACCAAGACUUCUCCCUGGUCUUCCAUUUAAAGCCUACCUCCAAAGAUGCUGGAGUGAUUUUUUCCAUAACUGAUGCAAGUCAACUGAUCAUGUAUGUGGGGGUCAAGCUCUCAGCUGUGGAGAACGGAGAAAGGAAAGUUAUUUUUUAUUACACAGAGCCUGAUUCAGAUGUAUCUCGAGAGGUGGCCAGAUUUGAGGUGUCACAUCAGCCUGAUAAGUGGAGUCGUUUCUCUCUGGCUGUUAACAUGGAUCAGUUGUCUUUCUAUGGUGACUGCGAUUCUAAUCCCAAUGUGAUCAAGUUUAAACGCUUAUCUAAAGAUAUGGAGCUUGAGGCAAACUCUAAGAUCUUUGUGGGACAGGGUGGAGGUGCUGACCCUGACAAAUUUCAGGGUGUGAUCUCAGAGUUAAAGGUGUUUGGUAACCCAAGGGCUGCUAAGCAUCAUUGUGUUGAAGCUGCUGCUGAUGACUUUGAUAGUUCCGGGGACUAUGGAAGUGGAAUAGAGGACAUAACUCAGACAGAGCACAGUCUAGGCUCAGGUUUUCAGCCCCUGCCUCCACCUCCUGUUUCUACGACAAUAAGUACGCCUAAGAUGGACAUAGAUGAUCAUCAGAAAGAGACAGGAGUAUCUACUGGCAAAGAAAAGAAUGGUGGAAAUGGUCAAAAUGGGGACAAAGGAGACCAGGGCUUUACUGGGCCAAAGGGUGACUUGGCUGGUGAUACUUUAUCUUCAGUCUCUAUAGGUGGAACCUGUGGAAAGAAGUGUAGUCAAGGAGAGAAAGGCAUAAAGGAAAGUACUGGGUCUGGAUAUCCUGGCCCCAAAGGUGAUCGUGGACCUCCAGGACCACCUGGACCACCUGGACCACCAGGUCCUCAGGGGCCAGUAAUAGAAUUGAUAGACACUGGGGACAAAAAAGUAGAAAGGGUGCAGGGUCAAAUGGGCCCACCUGGACCACCAGGACCAGGAGGUCCACCUGGUCCUCGUGGCCUCCAGGGGAAACCAGGCCCUGAAGGACGUUGUGGUCCUCAAGGAAUAUCUGGUGAUACAGGCCCUAAAGGACAGAAGGGCGAGAAAGGUGAAGGACAACCAGGCCCUCGAGGUCCACCUGGGCCCCCUGGAACCUCAAUCUCAGACAGGACCACCUUUGCGGACAUGGAGGGAUCUGGAUUCCUGCCGGGUCUUCGUGGUCCUCCUGGUCCACCUGGGCCUCCAGGGCCCCCAGGACCUGGUGUAGAAUCAGGAUUUAAUGGAGCUGGUCCUACUGGUCCCCCUGGACUAAAUAGGGACUCUGGGCACACUGGGCCUGCAGGUCGACCUGGAAAUCCUGGUGCUCCUGGGCCCCCAGGCCAGAAGGGUUCACAGGGUUCUGCAGGAAUCAUGGGAAAGGAAGGGCUGCCUGGGCUUCCUGGGCCUAUGGGACCUCAGGGACCUCCGGGACCAGCCUUUCGAAUUACUGCUGAUGGCGAAGAAGAAAUUGCUCUUAAUUACAUUCCAGGGGUUAUGGGGCCACCAGGUCCACGGGGACCACAGGGCAUACCUGGACUACCAGGCAAAGCUGGUAUCCCAGGUAUCCCAGGUCAGAAAGGUGAUGAAGGGCUAAGAGGACAAGAUGGAUUCCCAGGGUUAGAUGGUUUCCCCGGAUCAAUAGGGCUAAAGGGGGAAAGAGGAUGGAAAGGUAACAAAGGUGAGCCUGGCCAUUUUGGAGGACCUCCUGGACCUCCAGGACCACCAGGUCUUCCAGGUCAAAUUGUCUGUACUAAUUGCAGUGGUCAACCUGGUAUAGCUGGCCAAGCAGGAUUCCCUGGACCAAUGGGACCAAAAGGUAUACGAGGGGCACCUGGACCACCAGGAAACUCUGUCAAGGGAGAGAAGGGUGAGCCCGGACUGAUUCAUGACUCCAGCGGUAUCCCAAUUUAUACUGGUGGACUACCUGGACAGCCGGGUGAUCCGGGAGCUCCAGGACCAGAGGGACCUAUGGGACCAGUUGGGCCACCUGGACCAAAAGGUGAAAUAGGAAUCCCAGGUAGACCUGGUCGACCCGGACUGAAUGGAAAAAAAGGGGUGAAAGGCGAUUCAGGCAUCGGAAGAUAUGGAUAUGGCAACCCAGGACCUCCUGGCCCUCCUGGCCCUCCUGGGCCCCCUGGACCUCGAGGCUCUGUGGACAGAUAUAAUGGUUAUGGUGACUCACGGGUUCCAUAUGCUAUCAAAGGAGACAAGGGUGAACGAGGAGAUAUUGGCGUCCCUGGUUUGCCAGAUCUCACAACCACCUUUGACAUUUAUACGUUUAAGAAUGAGUUGAAAGGGGAGGAGGGACCUAAAGGAGAGAAGGGAGAACCAGGAGGAGGUUUCGACAACUAUUAUGGUGGAGUACAGGGUCCACCAGGAAGGCCUGGACUGCCUGGUCCAAGAGGAGAAUCUAUUACUGGACCUCCAGGGCCCCCUGGACCCCAGGGAAUAGGUUAUGAUGGUCGCCCAGGUAGUCCUGGACAACCAGGUCCACCUGGACCACCAGGUCCACCUGGACCACCAGGUUCAUCCCUGCCAGGUGCAUACAGACCCUCACAAACAAUCAAUAUCCCUGGGCCUACUGGUCCCCCCGGACCACCUGGACCAUUAUCUGGGGUUUUAGUUUUGAUGACUUUCGACAAGAUGGCUGCCACCACUCGCCAGCAUCUAGAAGGCACACUGAUCUAUGUGAAAGAGAACAGAGACCUUUAUAUAAGAGUAGAUGAUGGCGUCAGACAAAUCAUGCUAGGAGAAUAUAGUCCUUUUCCCAAGAAUCUGGAUAACUCUGUGGCUUCAGUGGAGACUCCUCUGGUUGUUCAUUACACUCAUGAUUACCCCACAGACUCUCCACCACGAGCCCCUCCUCCACCAGAAGCCCAGUACCCUGUGUUGCCCGAUCCCAGAUACCAGCCACUGUAUGACCCACGAUUCCAUGGACUGACAGAUCCAGCUGAUCCCAGACACUCUGAUCCACAAUACUCUUCUUCAGCCGACCCAGUUCAUCAGGGCUAUCCUGAUCCGAGGCACCACCCUCACAGCAGCCACCCACAUCACUCUGGCUAUCCUGACAGCAGAUAUCAUAGUAUUCUCCAUCGCAGGCCUGUCAUUCAAGAGACUCAGCUUCCAGCCCACAAACACACAUCGGGCCCUGGGCUGCACCUAAUUGCCCUCAACUCACCUCAUGUGGGUGACAUGCAGGGUAUUAAAGGUGUAGACCACCAGUGCUUUUUACAAGCCCAAGCCAUUGGGGUCAAAGGAACUUUCAGGGCGUUCCUGUCAUCACGGUUACAGGAUCUGUACAGUAUUGUUCAAAAGAAUGACAGGGAUCGACUUCCUAUAGUAAAUCUUAAAGAUGAAGUAUUAUUCAGUGAUUGGGAGUCUAUCUUUAGUGACUCAGAGGGCAGAAUGACCGAUAACACACACAUCUAUUCAUUUGACGGUCGAGAUGUUCUCAAUGACGAUGCCUGGCCAGAAAAGAUGGUAUGGCAUGGAUCAAGCACUCAUGGUCACAGGCAGACGGACAGUUACUGUGAGGCAUGGAGAACCAAUAGUUAUGCUGCCACUGGCAUAGCUUCUUCUCUCCAAGAUGGCUACCUGCUUCAGCAGUUACCGCGCAGCUGCAGUAGUUCUUUUGUUGUACUGUGCAUUGAGAACACCUACAGUAUAUAGCUAAGUAAAACAGAUUUUCUGCCAAACCAAAUUUGCCUGAAGACAACAAAACUACUUAACUGAUAUGUCUUGUGAUUUGAGAUGACACAGUCAUCUGACACAGAUGAUACAGUGCUUUUAGCAAAAUUGUUUUGCAGUAGAUUAGUCAACUGCAGAGUAUAUUCUUUUUUUUUAAUGGGAUUUAGGUCCUGGCUCUGACCUGGCACUCAAGAACUUUCCUGUUCUUAAGCCACUACAUUAUCAAUUUUUUGACAAUAUGUUCAGUUUUCUCCAUAUGUAGCCCAUGGAGUUAGUCUACAAAGUUACUUUCUGUCUCAGCCUUACCAUGUAAUCAUUUUGCCACAUUGCUUUAGAAUCCUCAUUUAUGGCACGUUCGACUGUACCUUGCAAUGCACACGAGAUUUGUUUACAGUUUAGGAGAUUGUGGGUCAGUCUGUGCAUGUGAAGACCUCAGCCAUGAAAGCUUUUAAAUCAAAUUUGCCACUGGUGUCUUGUUAGCUUCCCAGAUUAAUACCUUCCUGCUAUGGUUUGAUGUCAACACACACACAAAUGAAACUGAUACACUUUAUUUUGAAAAUAAAACCACACAAUACUUAUUACAGGGGUAAACCACUGUAUUAUGUUUCAUAUAUUCUAAAACACAUAUACACUAUGUUUACAAAUAAUAUGGCAGUAUAAAACACAAAGAAAUCUUGGAUUUUAUGUUCCCCAUAUUAUCACCACUUUUAAAAACAGAGCUAUUUGGUCCUUUAGAUGUAGAAUACAUACCCAAAGAAAGUUUUCAUUAUCAUUUUAAUGUGUUUAUGUUAGUAGUGAUUUUUGAAUAUGUGUGUUUGUGUGUAACAUUUUUAUUGAAUUUCAUUUGUAUACUUCGCAACUCAAUUAUUUACAUUUUAUAUUUAUUUUAAUUAUACAUUUAACCAUGACAAUUUAACACAAAUUCUAUGAUUUUUAUGGUGCUAUAUGACUGCCUGGCCUUUUUUAAACUAUUAACUAUUAAUGGUAAAAAUCAUAUUUUGGCUUUGAUUUAUUGAUUUUCUAAACAUACUGUAACCAGGAUACACUUUUAAGAGUUUGGAUACAAUAGAGUAUGUGGCUGGUAUAUGGAGUAUAACUUUUAUGAUUUUUUGCAUAUAAAGUCAUCAACCAAAUGUAA
This is a messenger RNA of Misgurnus anguillicaudatus (oriental weatherfish), 5818 nucleotides long. Lineage: Eukaryota; Metazoa; Chordata; Actinopteri; Cypriniformes; Cobitidae. The record is from RefSeq and is a predicted model, not a curated record.